AUGUGGUGCAGUGUGCCGAAAAUCCUUUUGGGAUUGCUGUCGAUUCGGGCAUGGAUCGACGGUGUCGAAGCCUUCUCUUGGGGAGGUGUCGAAAGGAGAGCAGACACCCCCCGGUCUGUGGAAGAGCAUAUGGUCAACCCGUCGGUUGUAGUUCACGACGCAUCACGCUUGCCGAAUGUCUACGCCGUCGCCAUGCAGGAGCUCCAAGAACUCGAGUCAGAACCUCUCUGCCAUCGAAUCGCUGCUCGACUCCUGGUCAACAACUGCCAGCUGUUGGAAGGCAAAGACGACGCCACCGUUCUCACCGACAGCGGCAGACAAAUCCGUGACUUUGUGGACUCAUAUGCCGCCAGUCUUGCUAUCUGUGAUCUGGAGAGAGGCAGUUUUGUCAUCCCUUCUGGAUGUGCGCCGUUCAGAGAACAUGCUCUAGCUAACCUACCGACCUCCAAAGUUGCUCAGCUUCACGUCUCACCUCGGCAGAUAGAUUCGUGUCUCUCGGGGUUAGCCAAGUCCGACUCUGCGUGGAAUACUUGGGUGAGCUACCGUCAUAAGGCUCUCAGAUUCUGCGAGGCUGCUCGCGCAGAUAAUGACAAAGGCGGCCUCGAGGAUGCCCAGAACCUGCAACAGCUGCUGACGGUGCUCCUCAAAACGGUCCUUAGCAGCAACGCCGAAGUUGCAGCAUCGCAUGAGCUGGCACUGACAGACUUCAAAGAACGAACUGGGAAUGAGGUCGCGGCUGUCAUGGCUGCUCUCGCAACAGCUAUAGCAUCGUCUACAUCCCUUCAUGGCCAGUUGGAACAAUCCCACAUUCGAGCGAUUGAACUAGCUCACCGACAAGAUAGUCUUGAGAAAGUUGGUGAAGAAAGUCUCCUGCAAGAAUCAAACAUGCCGCUGACUAUCUUUCAGGGAUUGGAGAAACUCCUAGACAUUACCGAUGACAUUUCCUCGAAAUACGAAUCACACUCUGAUAAGCUUUCACACGUGAACCAGAUUUCAGAAGACCUGCUGGAUACACUUGACAAUAUGGCUUCAUCGACAUCAGAAGUUCGCGGUUCUUUCCAUCGACCGGGUUGGACAAGUUGGGUGCCAUAUGUGGCGUGCCCAGCCGCGUCUUUACUCAUGGGAUCUUACGGUCUUCCACCAUCAGCAGUGAGAAACCUCGGACUAAUUGCGCUCGGCGAACUUGCUGGCUUCGUCGUGUCUUAUGCCAAAUAUCUCUCGCCGGGUAUCCUCGAGGCUGAUCAGCAUAUAUCUCCAAUUAUUGGCGCCAUGAACAAGACCUUCAUUUCCACGGCGUCCCCAAAUUAUCUUUCCAGAGAUCUGCCGCUAAUUCAACGCAAUAUCCGAGGAUCGACGACGACUUGA
Colletotrichum lupini is the source of this 1365-nucleotide messenger RNA. RefSeq lists its product as uncharacterized. Gene Ontology annotation, biological process: karyogamy involved in conjugation with cellular fusion; nuclear membrane fusion involved in karyogamy. Bases 1 to 1365 code for a protein of 454 amino acids. The record is from RefSeq and is a predicted model, not a curated record. Lineage: Eukaryota; Fungi; Ascomycota; Sordariomycetes; Glomerellales; Glomerellaceae. The transcript is spliced from 4 exons. Gene Ontology annotation, cellular component: endoplasmic reticulum membrane.